AUGGAUCUAAACAAUGACACUUUCCUCGUUACCUUUGGAGACGAACAAGAUUAUCUCUGGGCUCUUACCGGGGGACCAUGGGUCAUACUAGACCACUAUCUCAUUGUUCAUCAGUGGUCUCCAAAUUUUCGUACAGAUAGCAAGCCCCACCUUUCAGUGGUAUCGUCGGUUCUAUUUCCGGAACUGCCUGUACACUUCUAUCAUAGAGAGGUUCUCUUUGCUUUGGGUAAUCUGGUCGGCAGAACAGUCAAAAUUGAAUACCAUACAAAAACGCUGCAACGAGGAAAGUUCGCUCGGCUUGCGAUUGAGCUUGACAUGACAAAGCCACUGCCCACUCGAGUCCGCUUGGAUGGAUUUUGGCAACCAAUCGUCUAUGAGAAUCUUCCACACAUUUGUUUUAAAUGUGGGUGGAUCGUUCAUUUGGUGGAAUCAUGUCCGAAAACUACUCCUGUCCUACAGCAAGCAAUCAUCCUCCAUCCAAACUCAGACGCAGCUCAGGUGCCGCCGGUGACCGACUCGCCGGAACCUCCCUCGGGAUACGGCCCGUGGAUGCAAGUGAUUCGUAAAUCUCGCAAACAUUCCAAAAAAGAUGCAGUCAAUCAAGGAAAUCAGGCAAACCUUCCUUCAAUAGUAGGCACUAAUUCGGGUCGUGCCUCCGCCAAAUCUGGGGGAAAAGGGAAAGUCGAAUCCCAAAAGACAACGGCUGCAAUGGAAACAAAAGGAAAGAAGGAUUUGGCGAUGGGAAGUAAAAAGGGAAACUCCAACAGUCAUAAAGGAAAAGCUCCAGCCACGGAAAGAUUGACUAUAAAUGGCGAGCAUACUGAAAACCUCAUUCAAGAAUGGAGACCAGUGGACUCUAAGGAGGCCUCUUCCAGUAAAGCCCAAACCAAGAGUGCGACAGCCCAUACUUCGGUUCAGUCUUCCCCUUCUGCGACUAAUAGUCAGGGAGCCCAACUGAUCUUGGGCCCGAACAAUACUAAGAUUCAUGUGCUAUCUGUUCCAGACCUCCAGACGAAUCUAAAGGAUAACACUGACCCAAACUCAAACUCCUCGUCUAUUCGUCAAUGUUAUCGAAAGAAGCAACAAGAUCAGGCUCCGGUUCCAGAUAAGAUGAUAGACCGAUAA
Molecule: messenger RNA, 1125 nt
Organism: Linum trigynum
Lineage: Eukaryota; Viridiplantae; Streptophyta; Magnoliopsida; Malpighiales; Linaceae
Source: the annotation of a GenBank genome assembly